AUUUCUUUUUUUUUUUUUUUACUGUUUCGUGUGCAACAAAGUACUGAGCUCGACAGUUACGAAGAAGGGAAAGCCACCCUUUCUGAGAAUCUUUAUUUUGCUCYAGUUUCAUAGCGGAUUUUUCACAUUUCCUCCAAACCUUUCUGCAACAUAUCAGGAGUUUAACUGAACCUGAACCAACCGUUGUUCGGUCUUUUGGUCAGUGUUGGGACGCUUUGUGGAGGAGCAAGUUUUUUACCCCUUUCUUUUCAGUGCUUAGUCGUUUUGUUGAGCUGCCACUAGGGAAAAAAAACCGAACCAGGACUAAAAGCGGCGAGUUGACAAACCAGAAAUACACCGCAGAACCGCGGCCCCAGCCGCCGCCACCAGCGCAACGGGGAGUCGGGGCCCGAGAGGGAGCCUGCCAGGCCCUCGGCUUGAUGCACCCAGCCUGCCUUGCUGCCACAGCCACAGUCCGGGAUGGGGGAAACCAAAAUUAUCUACCACCUCGACGACCAGGAGACACCGUACCUUGUAAAGCUUCCCGURCCUGCUGACAAAGUCACGCUAGCGGACUUCAAAAAUGUCCUGAAGAAGCCAAACUACAAGUUCUUCUUCAAAUCUAUGGACGAUGACUUCGGUUGCCUUUUUAGGUUCAGUAGCUCCACUGAGCAGAGCUCAUCUAGAUUAAUGAGACGACAUCGCCGUCGCCGACGGAAACCGAAGGCCUCCAACAUGGACAGGUCUUCAUCAUUCAGCAGCAUCACAGAUUCCACCAUGUCUCUGAACAUUAUCACCGUAACUCUUAACAUGGAGAAGUACAACUUCUUGGGCAUCAGUAUUGUGGGUCAGAGUAAUGAGAGGGGAGAUGGAGGGAUCUACAUCGGUUCCAUCAUGAAGGGAGGAGCUGUGGCUGCAGAUGGACGGAUAGAGCCAGGCGACAUGCUCUUGCAGGUGAACGACAUAAACUUUGAGAAUAUGAGCAACGACGACGCGGUCCGGGUGCUGAGGGACAUCGUKCACAAACCGGGCCCCAUUACUCUGACUGUUGCAAAGUGCUGGGACCCGAACCCUCGAAGCUGUUUCGCUCUCCCCAGGAGCGAGCCCAUCCGACCCAUCGACCCAGCUGCAUGGGUGUCCCACACAGCCGCCAUGACCGGGGUUUACCCUCCGUACGGCAUGAGCCCUUCCAUGAGCACCGUCACCUCCACCAGCUCCUCCAUCAGCAGCUCCAUUCCCGAGACAGAAAGUGAGUCAUAUCGUYCUCCACCGCUGCCUGCUGUGGCUUGUUAUUGCAGCAUUUGUAUCCCAACUGUCGUCACUUUCGUUUUGGCUCCACGUACAACAUCAUCUCUCACUAACACGCUGCUAAGACUCGAAAUUAAGUUCAUCAGAAAUGUGAGUUUUGUGUUUUCUAAAAUGUGUUUGGCCCUCUCCAUCUCAGGGUCCGAUGUGGUGGACUGGCUCUUCCAUCAUGUGGAAGGGUUCUCGGAUCGUCGGGAAGCACGGAAGUACGCCAGCAACCUGCUGAAAGCCGGCUACAUACGGCACACUGUUAACAAGAUAACCUUUUCCGAGCAGUGCUACUAUGUCUUCGGGGACCUUUGUGGCAACAUGGCCCACCUCUCACUACAUGACCACGACGGUUCCAGCGGAGGCGCUUCGGACCAGGACACAGUCCCUCCUCUGCCCCACCCAGGUGCUGCUCCCUGGCCAAUGCCUCUGCCUUAUCAAUUUCCCAUCCCGCAUCCUUACGACCUGCCGCAGCCUUUCCACGGGGGGCCGGCAGCUGGGAGCGCUGGGAGCCAGCACAGUGGAAGCAGCGGCUCUAACUGCAGCAAGCACGAGGGUCGGAAAUCCGGCGGCAGCGGCAGCGAGUCCGAGAUCAGGAGCCACAGAGCUCCUAGCGAGCGCUCAGUAGCUCCCCCUAGCGAGCGCAGCAUCCGUAGCUCUGUUAGCCACCGCAGUGCCAACUCGCACUCCAUAGCCUACGGGCCCGGCCUCGUGUACGGCCCCCCCGGGCUGCCUCCCCAGCCCACUCAUCUGUCCACCKCCGCACCCGGCGCUCCGCAAGGCAGAGAGCUGACGUCUGUGCCUCCCGAGCUGACCGCUUCUCGCCAGUCCCUGCGUAUGGCGGUGGGCAACGCCGGAGAGUUCUUUGUUGACGUGAUGUGACAAUGUGUUGGAGUUGGUAGUAAAGUAGCAGGUUAGAUGUUCCCAUCUCCUUUCGGGUGAGGAGGACAUCAUGACAUGUCAACGGAGGCAGGAGAGAUCGCAAAAGCUGUAACUCAAAGUCUUGAUAACUUUUUUUCAAAAAGCAUAAAACCAACCCAGUUUUGCAUGCUGAUUUAAAAAAUAAAAAAAAAUGUCUUCAUCACUUGUGCUUUUCUCCCAAGUAAUAAUGCCCAUACUUUCUUCAGUGAAGAAACACCCUAAGCUCAAGAUGGAACCAAAGUGUCUUUCUCAGGGUUGGGAAAAGUUUGUUUAAGGACAAAGCUGGAGUGGGAGGGAUCGGGUGGAAACGCUCAACUGGGAAGAUGACUCGGCUCAAAUCCACAUGGAUGGUUUUCAUUUGURCUGCUAUUCCCACCUCCGCUCUGCUUUCCUUUUCUUACUCUUCAGCCCUCCCCCUCUCUAUCCUUGUCAGGAAAAAGAAAAAAGAGGAUGAAGCACUUUUCCUCUGUUCUUUUAGUCCCCACUCUCUGACCUCUAACAAGGAAAUAAAUCUGAAGAACACUARACCUUAACCUUGAUUCAAAUGUUUAAAGUGUUUGCUUGUCAUAAGAGAGAAGGAUAGAAAGAAAUGAGAAAUUUUGUAUGUAGGAUUACAGUCGUUUUUUACUGUAAUGUUGCAUUUGUUUUGUUAUAUACAUAGUUGGUCACAACUAGGUUCGUUUUGAAGCUYAACAGCAGCAUUGAACAUUAAGAGUCCUUUUUACACUACAAUGUUGCAUUUUAUCAGCUAACCAGAGAACUUUCAAUCUCAUGAUGAUGUAUAGUGGAACAUUUCUUACCAUGUCUUUCACACUACUCUUUUAUCAAGGAAAAAAAUGUCUUUUUAUUUAUAAAUAUAGUUUUAUGACAUAAA
Molecule: messenger RNA, 3067 nt
Organism: Poecilia reticulata (guppy)
Lineage: Eukaryota; Metazoa; Chordata; Actinopteri; Cyprinodontiformes; Poeciliidae
Source: RefSeq, a predicted model, not a curated record